Molecule: messenger RNA, 1164 nt
Organism: Closterium sp. Naga37s-1
Lineage: Eukaryota; Viridiplantae; Streptophyta; Zygnematophyceae; Desmidiales; Closteriaceae
Source: the annotation of a GenBank genome assembly
AUGGCGGGAGGAGCGGAGGCGGCGAGCGAUGUGAUGGUCCACGUCAACACGCCGUUGCUGCCGCGCGAGGAUUCUGCUCCCGCAAGACACGUGUCGCCCGGCGAUGUAAGCCCUUCAACGCCGCAUUCCCCGGGUGCACGUCGCAUCGCUGCAGCUGCAAGGAUCGCCGCUGUCGUCGGGUGCGUCGCUCUGCUCGCCGCGCUCUGCGUCCUCGUGCCGCGCCGAACUGCCUUGGAGACACGUGCUGACAAUGCAGUCAACGCCAGCAGCGCUGCUGUUCGCUUCUUCGCGUUCGGCGACUGGGGUCGCAACGGCACGUUCAACCAGUCGCUCAUCGCACAGCAGAUGGGUGCAGUGGGGCAGCAAAUGGUCCCGCAGUUCGUGGUGUCGGUGGGGGACAACUUCUACGACGAAGGGCUGACAGACGUGAACGAUGACGAGUUCGCGCGCUCCUUCACCAACAUCUACACGCACCGCACCCUGCAGGUCCCCUGGUAUGCAGUUCUGGGCAACCACGACUACUACGGCAACGCCCUGGCGCAGCUGCACCCAGCGCUCGCCAACAGGGACCCGCGCUGGGUGUGCCGCCGCAGCAUGGCGCUCUCGCUGCCGCUCUGCCCCUCCGCCAGUGUUGACUGCGUUGACCUGGUUGACCUGUUCCUGUACGACACCACGCCCCUCGUCCCCGCAUACCGCCACAAGAAGGGGCGGCGCGUGGACUGGCGCGGACUCAACACGGCUAACUGGACGCAGCAGGAGGCCGCUCAGCUGCAGGAGCUGGAGGGGUGGUUGGGCAACUCGAGGGCGCGGUGGAAGGUGGUGGUGGGGCACCACCCGGUGUUCAGCUACGGGCACCACGGCGACCAGCAGGAGAUGAUCCACCGCGUCAAGCCAUUGCUGGAGCGCUACGGAGUGGACGCAUAUCUCAAUGGCCACGACCACAACAUGCAGCAUGUGAAGAAGGGUGACAGUCCAGUGCACUAUUUCACUGUGGGAGGUGGUUCCAAAGCAUGGCGCAGCGACGCCCCUGCACAGGCUCCUGGUCUGCGUUUCUACUUCCCCGGGCAGGGCUUCAGCGCACUGCAAGUGGACAGGGACACACUCUCAGUGGCCUUCUAUGGUGUGGACGGCCAGCAAAUGUACUCCAGCACUUUGAGAAAAUGA